AUGGCUUCGCAGGACGUUGUAACGCUGGCAGAGCAGGUAGCGACUGGCUUCGAGGCGCUGCAAGACGAGUACAAGAAGCUGUUUGGACAGCACCAGAGUGUUGAGAGAAAGCUUGCGACAGCCAGAGAGCAGUACAACGAACUCGCCAAGCUCUGUGGCUCGGGUGCUAUCACCACCCCACCUCUCAGCCUUGCCUCCUCACCCGCCACGAAUAAAGCACAACCUGCGUUACCCGAUGUUGCCACCAUCAUCGACCGGAGGCAAGAGGAGACUGACUCGGGCGCGGCGGAGAAGGUGCGAUUGGCAGCCACAGCGGUCCAGUCACUACGCCGACGAUCGUUAAGACAAACUUCGAACUUCGACGGCGUAAAGAUAUGGUCCGGGCCCGCCGCCGACCGACCAGAGCUUGCAUGCUCGACUAUGCCAAGUAUCUCCGAAUCGCCACUCGAGCAAGACUUCACUAUCGAAGGCAAGCCGAGCAAGCUGGGCUGUCCCUUCGCAAGCAUGGCUGGGAAGAAGCUCUCCUCUCACGCUGCGAGCGUCCUGAGCAGAUACAAUACUCGGGAAAGCAUCGGAGCCGUGCCCAGCACACCACUCAGCUCAGUCAGCAGAGUAGAUGGUCGAGAAAGCAUAUCGCGACGGGGCAGUCGACGAGCCAGCUUCCUUGACCCCAUCAAAGCCGAAAUCUGCGGCAUCUCAGAUCACAACGAUCCCGUAGAAGUGGAGCACGCAGCACAGAGCCAUGAACUAGAAGAACAACCCCACGUCGUACCCGUCGAGAACGCGGAAGCAGGCGUCUGCCCUAUCCGCUUCCUCGACCAACAUUCACCAGAAGAAGUAGCAACCUAUUUCGAGAAACACAAGCACCAACUCCCGCGCUCGCAUGAGGUUUGUGUGAGACGAUAUCAAAGCAAUGAAGAGCAGAUCCGACAGCUGGAUGCCAAAUACGGGAAUCUCGUUUCUAUGAUACAGGGUCUGGGCGCGAAGCAUAAGGAGUUAUUACCUGAUGAGCCGGCCGAGGAAGAGGAGGAAGAGGUGGUGGAAUUCGACAAGAAGAGUGAGGAGAAAGUGCGGAAAUGGGCUAGUUCUGUUUCUGUUUUGGCAGUAGACGGGCAGGACGCAGGGCGAGGACUAGACGAGGUGAGAGAUGUGAACGUGGACGUGGAUGCGGAUGCGGAUGUGGAAGCCCGGCGUCCGCACUUCGAGCGUCCGCUCCGCGAAAUCCGAGUCGGAGAGAGUCCUUCUCGACCUUGGGGCAUUCCGGUCCCGGCAAGGUAUGUGGAGAAGAGUGGAAGUGAGACGAGUACGCAGCCCGUGCAGAUUUCCUCUUCGCCUGCUCCGCCGAGUAGUCCCGGUUUGCCACGUGAUGGAGAGGCUGAGGCUGAGCAUGAGGAUGAGGUGGAGGGAGAGCGAAAGGCUGUGCUGAAGGCGAGGGGUGGGGGUGGAGGGAAGUGUCCCCUUGGCUUCGAUCGGGCGGGUGAUGCUGCUGCUGCUGCGCCGGACACCGUUCGAGCGGCACCAGCUUCGACGAUGAAGGAGGAGAAGGUGGAGGUGCAGCAUUCUCCUUCCCCAGCGAUCAAGGCGGCGCAGAGGAUGCCUAAUUUUCUCGCGCCACCGCAUAUCCAACAACAGCAGCAGCAGCAGCAGCAGCAACGGAAACAGGCUCCCGCUGAUGAGACUGGCGAGGUGUCACGGAUGGUUUUCACAGGACCGGUGUUUAUUGGGUAUAGUGCGGAGGACGCUGCGAAGAUUCUGAGGGGAGCUGGACUUGGUGGUCCGGCGUAG
Molecule: messenger RNA, 1785 nt
Organism: Recurvomyces mirabilis
Lineage: Eukaryota; Fungi; Ascomycota; Dothideomycetes; Mycosphaerellales; Teratosphaeriaceae
Exons: 2
Coding region: 1-1785 (594 amino acids)
Source: RefSeq, a predicted model, not a curated record